Molecule: messenger RNA, 822 nt
Organism: Penicillium canariense
Lineage: Eukaryota; Fungi; Ascomycota; Eurotiomycetes; Eurotiales; Aspergillaceae
Product: putative C6 finger domain protein
Exons: 4
Coding region: 1-822 (273 amino acids)
Biological process (GO): regulation of DNA-templated transcription
Molecular function (GO): zinc ion binding; DNA-binding transcription factor activity, RNA polymerase II-specific
Source: RefSeq, a predicted model, not a curated record
AUGGGCGACCAUAACCUUUCUAUUACACCUCCUGCUGAAGUGCCAUUGGCGGAGGACCCUUUCUGGGGGUACCUCAGUGACGUCCUCACUGUUCCCGGUCCUCCUCCAGACGAUCCCACUUGCGCCGUGUGCCCUACCAGUCUUGUCCCAAUUGAUUUCAUGAAUCCCUCCCAUGCUCUCAGUCCUACAUCAGGUGCCCCAACCCUUGUUGCGCCUCUCACUAGCCCUGACAAAGCUGACUCCGCGCCUACAACCAACGCUUCCAACCCCGCUGGCGAGGAUGAUGCCCAAUCUUCGCUGAAGAGGCGUCGGACCCGUCACUCUCCCGAGCGAGACUACUCCCAGGAAGUUAUCGCACACAACCGCAAGCGGAGGAGAACCGGCCAAGCCUGUGACCGAUGCAAGGUGCGCAAGUUCAGAUGCGACCCACGCCUCGAUGGCUGUAUCAAUUGCUACUUAGCAGGCCUGGAGUGCAAAGUGACAGAUCUCGUUACUACGGAUACUUCCGUCCGAGGUGCUGCUCGUCGCAUGGCUGUGGAGAUCAAGUGUCUGCAGGAUCGUGUUGCCGCCCUCGAGCAGGAAAACGAGCAGCUUCGUGCCGACCUUUACCAGAAAACCAGGCAAUCCCUUCCGACAGCGAGCACACUGUCACCCUCAGGCAGGAAGGCCCCCGUUCAGCUAGAGUAUGUCGAGCUGCGAAGCGAGCUGCCCAGCCUCACCGACGGCGAACAACUGUACAAUGCUUAUUCCUUCAUCACCGCCCAAGUAGGCAAAACCCUGCCCUUCGCCUCAAACGACAAAGACCAGAAGCUAGUACGAUAG